Molecule: messenger RNA, 468 nt
Organism: Pseudovirgaria hyperparasitica
Lineage: Eukaryota; Fungi; Ascomycota; Dothideomycetes; Acrospermales; Acrospermaceae
Exons: 1
Coding region: 125-373 (82 amino acids)
Source: RefSeq, a predicted model, not a curated record
AAAGAUAUAUUGGGUACUAGUCGUCCUUUGCAAUAAGCUUCGUAUUAUGGCUACUGCCCUGAAAUCUCAGCCCCCUACAUAUAUCUAGAACCAGCGGUAACUAGGCCUACAUGUGGAAUUGAGAAUGUAUGUAUGUGUGGCUAGGGUGCAUGCAAAUGCUGGUGGUGCAGAUGUGAUCACGGAGAGCUCACUUACAGCACGCGAGCCUACGAGUCGUAACCGCCGAACUUCUCCUAAGCCAGACCCUGCUUUGCACCAUCAAUCCCGGACUUCAGAGAAAUGUGACAUACCACUCGCUGAUACCAGUAACAAGCCCAUCCCGUCCAUCUCCACAGAACCAGAAACUUCCUUCACCAUAAUCCAUAGCCCUUAAGCCACAUGAUGCUCCAAGCCUGAAUCCUUCAGUUCAGCCUCGCGGUCCACAAUUCGUAAAGGUUUCCCAAGUGUCUCAUAAAAUCCCUGCUCCUA